Molecule: messenger RNA, 255 nt
Organism: Ostertagia ostertagi
Lineage: Eukaryota; Metazoa; Nematoda; Chromadorea; Rhabditida; Trichostrongylidae
Source: the annotation of a GenBank genome assembly
AUGAGUCAAAAAUCGAGCGGGUUUGACAUUCGCUCUAUACCUGAAAUGGUGAAUAAGCCGAAUCUCAGCCAAUGGUAUGAAGAGCAGUUGUCGUUCAUGAAAGAAUCAAUAGCUGAUGAAGAGGAUGAAAUGGAUCGUCCUAGUGAAGCGGAGCAUGAGCCAUCACCAGUUCUUCAAGAAGAAUAUGUUGAUGAGGGCAAGUACAUCGAGGAAGAACCCCGUCCAUUAGUCAGUCCUGAGCAGACUUUGGCUUGA